Molecule: messenger RNA, 821 nt
Organism: Phalaenopsis equestris
Lineage: Eukaryota; Viridiplantae; Streptophyta; Magnoliopsida; Asparagales; Orchidaceae
Product: 30S ribosomal protein 3, chloroplastic
Exons: 1
Coding region: 118-660 (180 amino acids)
Biological process (GO): translation
Cellular component (GO): ribosome
Molecular function (GO): structural constituent of ribosome
Source: RefSeq, a predicted model, not a curated record
GCCAAACAAAGCCUACCGCCCAACACCAGCUUGGCAUCUACACGCCUUAUCUUCUCCUUCCUCUUUUCAUCAUCCUCUUCAUUCCUCACUUCUUCCGUCCCAAAAGCAAUACAGGGCAUGGCAUCCUCCAUUUCUCUCCAAACAACUCUCCCUCUAUCCUCUGCGCGGUUCCGCUCCAAGCCACGCUCCGCUCCCACUUCUCCAAUCCCAUUUCCCCUCUCCCCACACUCCUCAUCUCCUCUCUCCCUCUCAUCUUCUUCCACCAUGCCUCCUUCUCCUUUACUCCGCCGUCUCCAACUCUCCGCCGCUGCGGAAGACCUAAAAGCUCCCUCCCCUUCCACCGACUCCGCAAUCCAGGAGCAAGCAGAGGUGAAGAAGGAGAAGCUCAAGGUUGUGGUGAAGACGGUGGAAAAACCGAGACUUGUGCUCAAAUUCAUAUGGAUGGAGAAGAACAUUGGGCUGGCGCUGGACCAGAUGAUACCCGGCCAUGGAAGCGUGCCGUUGAGUCCGUAUUACUUCUGGCCAAGGAAGGACGCGUGGGAGGAGCUCAAGACUAAGCUGGAGGAGAAGCCGUGGAUUUCGCAGAAACGCAUGAUCAUACUUCUUAACCAGGCUACGGAUAUCAUCAAUCUCUGGCAGCAGGCUGGAGGUAACCUAUGAUCUGAUAAGGUGCAAUGAUUUGACUCUCCGUUGUUUAAUGUAUGUUUAGUGUACUUUGUUUGGAGAGUUUCAUCUUGUAUGUAUACUGUUCGAUAAAAUGCUCCAGUCAGGAUGCCGCUUUUGUUUUUCUCGUCUUGUUUGAAAUUUUGCCUUUUUGUCUU